Molecule: messenger RNA, 2690 nt
Organism: Nothobranchius furzeri (turquoise killifish)
Lineage: Eukaryota; Metazoa; Chordata; Actinopteri; Cyprinodontiformes; Nothobranchiidae
Source: RefSeq, a predicted model, not a curated record
GAACAGCCUUAAAUAGCGCGCGCACAUCGGAUGCAGGAUUAUGUCCCAGCCUGCCUGUCAGACAGCGCAGAGGGUUUAGGCGCUCGCGCGCUCCUGGUACCCAAGCGCAUUGUUACAGAAUCAGGACCGGUUCCGAUCAACUCAGCGUCUCAUCCGUCUGAUGCUCGUCGGGAUCAGCGAGCUUUCACACCAGAUCUGAUAGUUCGGUUCUGCUGGAUGACCCGGACGGAGCGCAGUUGCCAUGACCACAGAUGAAGUGGAAAGUCACCAGAAGCCCAAGAAGCAGGAGGAAGCUGCUCAGGAUGCUCGACCGGCCUCUCCUGAAGAUGAGCAGCUCCAGCCCAUAAACCGGAACUCGGCAGGCCGCGGCCUCUCUCGCCUUUUCUCCUCUUUCCUGAAGAGGCGUUCACAGUGUGACAGUGAUGGGGGAGAGCGGGGAGACAAGGGAGAAGAGGAAGGCAAAGCCCCCAUCGCUGACCCUGAGCCUGAACUGAAAGCAGAGGGGGAGACCAACGUGGACCAGCAUUCAGUCAGCAGUGCUGAGGCUCAGGCUCUCCAGGCAGAGAAGAAAGAAACAGAGGAGGAGGCGGAUUCAAAGGAGAAAGAGAAGAACGAUGAGAAGGGGGAGGCUCUCGUUCUGGAGCAGGAGGAGGGUAAAGAGAAGGAGUCUGCUCCUGAGGGAGGCAUCGGAACAGAGAAGAAGGAGAAGACCACAGACGAGGAGGAGGAGGUCAAAGCCCCCAAGGCUCCUCGUGGACCGAAGACCAUGGAGAUCAGGGUCACACUGCUGGAUGACACCCUGUUGGAGUGUGAGCUGGACAAACACUCCAAAGGCCAGGACCUGUUCAUGAGAGUGUGUGACCACCUCAACCUGCUGGAGAAGGACUAUUAUGGUCUGGCCAUCUGGGAGACUCCCACUAUGAAGACCUGGAUGGACAUGACCAAGGAGAUCCGGAGACAGGUUCAGGGUUCUAAUUACAACUUCACUUUCAACGUGAAGUUCUAUCCUCCGGACCCGGCGCAGCUGUCAGAAGACAUAACAAGGUACUACCUGUGUCUGCAGCUGCGUAAGGACAUCUUCCAGGGUCGCCUGCCCUGUUCCUUUGUCACCCUGGCUGUGCUGGGUUCCUACGCCCUGCAGUCUGAGCUGGGUGAAUACGACCCCGAGCUUCACGGAGAUCGCUACGCAAAGGAAAUGAAGAUGGUUCCAGGUCAGACCAAGGAGCUGGAGGACAAGAUGAUGGAGCUGCAUCACACAUAUCGGUCGAUGAGUCCAGCCCAGGCAGACCUGAUGUUUCUGGAGAACGCUAAAAAACUCUCCAUGUAUGGAGUGGACCUCCACCAAGCCAAGGAUCUGGACGGUGUUGACAUCAUGCUUGGGGUUUGUUCUGGAGGUCUGAUGGUUUACAAAGACAAGCUCAGGAUCAACAGGUUCCCAUGGCCCAAAGUCCUCAAAGUUUCCUACAAGAGGAGCAGUUUCUUCAUCAAAAUUCGCCCGUCUGAGACGGAGCAGUAUGAGAGCGCCAUCGGUUUCAAACUACCCAACUAUAAGGCCGCCAAGAAGCUGUGGAAGGUCUGUGUGGAGCAUCACACCUUUUUCAGGCUGACCUCCACGGAGAUGGUCACCACUCCAAGAAAGUUCCUGGCUCUGGGGUCAAAGUUUCGGUACAGCGGACGGACUCAGGCUCAGACCAGGCAGGCCAGCUCCCUGAUCGACAGACCAGCUCCUCGGUUCCAGCGCUCCUCCAGCAAGAGGAACUCACGCAGUCUGGAUGGAGCAAUGGCUAUUACUCCUGACAACAAAUCCAGCCGCCCCGUCAGUGCUCCUGUAAUGUCCCCUGUCUCUCCGGGGGAUGCUUCACCAUCACCGCUGCUGUCCGCACUGCAUCGCGCUGACCGCCAUGAUGGCUCCACACCUAAAAGCCAUCGCCAUGAUGACAGAAAAGGGGAGCUGAAGACAGAACGUAAGGCAGAGCCCAAGUGCCAAAAUCCCAAACCACAAUCUACUCCAGAAAUAAAGACUUUGUCCAGAAGAGAGCGGAGACACUCCCCCUCAGUGACCAAUGGGGAGAGAGAGAAAAAAAGCCAGCAUCCUCUGCAGGACAGAAAGAUGGAGGUGGUCCGAGCGAGGAAGAAGAGAUCUAAGAGACUCGAGGGUGAAACUAUUUAUAUCAGACAUAGCAAUUUAAUGUUGGAGAAUGUGGAUAAAACUCAGACCGAGAUCAUGCGCCACCACACCAGUAUCAGCGAGCUUAAGAGGAGCUUUAUGGAGUCGGUACCAGAACCCCGGCCCAGUGAGUGGGACAAGCGUCUGUCCACAAACUCGCCCCUCCGCACGCUGAGCAUCAACGGCCAGCUGCAGCCGGCGGUGGUAACUGGAACCGUUGAUAGUCUGCUGAAACCAAUUGUUAGCCAAAAUUCCUGUUACAGCCAAGUCACAAGUUGCCCUUCACUCACACUGUCUCCUGUGCUGAAGGCCCAGACAGUCACCAUCUCAGAUGUCACCAACUCCCUACGAGGAACUGUGGCCUACAGGGACAUCCCAUUAGUCCACACUGAAACCAAGACCAUCACAUAUGAGUCAGCUCAGGCUCUGGCUCAAGCCAUUAAAGAGGCUAAAGAGCAGCACCCAGACAUGUCCGUCACCAAAGUGGUCGUUCACCAGGAGACGGAGAUCAGCCCUGAAUGAG